Molecule: messenger RNA, 1303 nt
Organism: Vigna unguiculata (cowpea)
Lineage: Eukaryota; Viridiplantae; Streptophyta; Magnoliopsida; Fabales; Fabaceae
Gene: Z-ISO
Product: 15-cis-zeta-carotene isomerase
Biological process (GO): carotene biosynthetic process
Cellular component (GO): chloroplast
Molecular function (GO): 9,15,9'-tri-cis-zeta-carotene isomerase activity
Source: RefSeq, a predicted model, not a curated record
AUCUUUGUGAGUGAAAUAAAAGUGGUGUUCCGACAACAGAGGGGAAAGAAGGGAACUAACAUGGCAAGCUCUGUUGUAGUGUCUACCUCAGUUUCUCUGUUUUCCAACUAUGCCCAGCGUCGUCCAUCUUUUUUUCCUCUCUCUUCUUCCAAUUCAAUCGCCAAAACAAACCUAAACCUUAACUCUCAAUGCUUCUCCAAUUUGCUUCGUUCCCAUUCAAAAUCGCCGAUUUAUGGUCGCCACUUCGUUCUCCGCACUUCAAUCAAACAGAGUGAGAGCGAGAAAGAGACCGAGUUAGAGCCCGUUGGAGAGGACUCCGCCGUGUUUGAAUUGGGGGAACAGAAAAUAGCUUCGUGGAUUUACUUCACGGGCAUUCUGGGAGUGGUUCUUUAUGUUCUCAACGUCGCAUGGAUUGACAAUUCAACUGGCUACGGCAAAGCUUUCAUCGACGCCGUUUCAACGCUUUCCGAUUCUCAUGAGGUGGUACUGUUAAUACUAAUUCUCAUAUUUGCUGGUGUCCACAGUGGCCUGGCUAGCUUCAGGAACACUGGCGAGAAACUCAUUGGAGAAAGACCUUUCCGUGUACUCUUUGCAGGGAUAUCGCUACCCUUGGCUGUCAGUACUAUUGUGUAUUUUAUUAACCACAGAUAUGAUGGACUUCAACUCUGGCAGGUCCAGGAUGCUCCUGGGCUUCAUCAACUUCUGUGGAUUUCAAAUUUCAUUUCUUUCUUUUUCCUAUACCCUUCAACUUUCAAUCUUUUAGAGGUUGCAGCUGUUGACAAGCCUAAACUACAUCUAUGGGAAACUGGGAUCAUAAGAAUAACCAGGCAUCCACAGAUGGUUGGGCAGGUUAUCUGGUGUCUUGCUCAUACGAUUUGGAUUGGAAAUUCAGUGGCUGUUGCAGCUUCAUUUGGCUUAAUUGCUCACCAUCUGUUUGGUGUCUGGAAUGGAGACAGACGACUGGCUACAAAAUUUGGGGAGGAUUUUGAACUAGUCAAGAGUCGAACAAGUGUUUUCCCUUUUGCAGCAAUUCUUGAUGGCAGACAAAAGUUACCUCAAGAUUUCUACAAGGAGUUUCUUCGACUGCCAUACUUGGCAAUUACUGCACUUACCUUAGGAGCUUACUUUGCACACCCGCUUAUGCAGUCUGCUAGUUUCAACCUUCAUUGGUAGACACAACCCAACACAACACAUUCUGUCCCUUUUAUGUAAAAUAUACUGUUUAUCUAUAGACGCAGAUGAAGAGAUCGAAAGAAAGAAAAAUAAAAGGAUAUAAGAGAAACGCAUUGAAAAUUUAUAAUGA